CUGCAGUUGGCGGUCGGGCUAGACAAGAGAGGCGCCUGCGCCCGCGCCUGCGAGCUGGGCUUGUGAGUGGGGCUGCCCAGCGGGCAGGCGUGGGGCGAGGCCAAAGGACUGAACCCGCAGGAGCGUCACAGGCGCCGGGGCGGCUGCAGACGGCGGGCCUGGGUCAGUGAGAAGGCCGUGGACCCCCGCCCUGCCUGCUACUCCCAUCCUCGCCUGCUGCGCGCUCCAUGGGGAACGACCUCCGAUUGGGUCCGAUGCCUACCCUCGGGGUGGAGCCGGCAGGUUUUCUAUCAGAUGUUCUACGUAAUAAUGCUGGAGUUAAGAAGUUUCCAUUAUUUUGCUCCAAACCAGAAGACUCUGUUCCCUGUAUAUAGAAUAGGAGUAAUGUUUGAAAACAACUGGCUGGUGUUUAAGACUGAAGAUUGUCGUGAUUGUUUAUCCUAAUCCCAAUGCUGAAGUAAGAUUGUCUUGGAAAUACUAAGUUGGGAAAGUGAAUUCUGCAUUUAAAUCUCAGGGAACCAGUCAGAAGCAUCUGGAUUAGGCAUUUAGUGAUACAAGGAUCCAGAGUGACAAAAUAUUAUGUAUCAUCCACAUUCACACAACAGGAUAAUCCAUAUCUACUUCUGGAACCAUGAAAAUUUUGCUAGUUUUUGACUUUGACAAUACGAUCAUAGAUGACAAUAGUGACACUUGGAUUGUACAAUGUGCUCCCAACAAAAAACUUCCUAUUGAACUACGUGAUUCUUAUCAAAAAGGAUUUUGGACAGAAUUUAUGGGCAGAGUCUUUAAGUAUUUGGGAGAUAAAGGUGUAAGAGAACAUGAAAUGAAAAGAGCAGUGACAUCAUUGCCUUUCACUCCAGGGAUGGUGGAACUCUUCAACUUUAUAAGAAAGAAUAAGGAUAAAUUUGACUGCAUUAUUAUUUCAGAUUCAAAUUCGGUCUUCAUAGAUUGGGUUUUAAAAGCUGCCAGUUUUCAUGAUGUAUUUGAUAAAGUGUUUACAAAUCCAGCAGCUUUUAAUAGCAGUGGUCAUCUCACUGUGGAAAAUUAUCAUACUCAUUCUUGCAAUAGAUGCCCAAAGAAUCUUUGCAAAAAGGUAGUUUUGAUAGAAUUUGUAGAUAAACAGUUACAACAGGGAGUGAAUUAUACACAAAUUGUUUAUAUUGGUGAUGGUGGAAAUGAUGUCUGUCCAGUCACCUUUUUAAAGAAUGAUGAUGUUGCCAUGCCACGGAAAGGAUAUACCUUACAGAAAACUCUUUCCAGAAUGUCUCAAAAUCUUGAGCCUAUGGAAUAUUCUGUUGUAGUUUGGUCCUCAGGUGUUGAUAUAAUUUCUCAUUUACAAUUUCUAAUAAAGGAUUAAUUAAUAUGCCAGCAA
Molecule: messenger RNA, 1372 nt
Organism: Macaca mulatta (Rhesus monkey)
Lineage: Eukaryota; Metazoa; Chordata; Mammalia; Primates; Cercopithecidae
Source: RefSeq, a predicted model, not a curated record